UUUCAGCAUUUAAUAACUCCUUUCGCAUUGAAACUUUAAUACCAAACUUCUUACAACUGAUUCUGUUAUAUAUUUGGAGCUUUGCCGUCUUAGAACCAACCAUCAAACACAGAGAUUUUGGUUUCCAAUACAAUGAACCAUCUCUUUGAUCUGCCUGAACAGAUUUGUUAUGUGCAGUGUGGAAUCUGUACCACCAUUUUGUUGGUCAGUGUGCCGUGUAGCAGCUUGUCGAUGGCGGUGACAGUGACGUGCGGCCACUGCUCAAGCCUCCUCUCCGUUAACAUGAUGAAAGCCACUCUGGUUCCUCUCCAUUUUCUGUCAUCUAUUGCUCGCAAUGUGCCCAAAGAAUCAGGUGGAGAAAUGAAUUCUGGGAAGUUCUUGGACAGUUUCAAGGCAUCAAACUUGAAAUUUUCUGAGUAUGAAGAUGAUGAAGGAGGAUUGAUCCCUGUGACACCUCCUGUUGUUAACAAACCUCCUGCAAAAAGACAGCGAGCCCCAUCAGCAUAUAACUGUUUCAUCAAGAAUGAAAUUAGAAGGCUCAAAGCUCAAAAUCCUCAAAUGUCUCACAAGGAGGCCUUCAGAACAGCUGCAAAGAAUUGGGCAAAUUUCCCUCCUAUCCAACAAAAAGAAGACGCAGAGAGCUGUAAUCAGAUCGAGGAAAAUGGGGUUUGGGACACUCAAAUGCCCGAGGUUCACAAUGAUGGAAAGUGUUCCCUAAGGCAUUCGGUAUUGACAUAACUCACCAUUUCAGUGAAGGCAAGGCUGCAGAAAAAGGUUACAGAUUUUGGUGUGUUACUUGUUUUAGGGAAAAAGGGUUUCAAAAUUCCAAUGUCUUAAGAAGGGUAGAUGCCAUUGGGAAUGA
Molecule: messenger RNA, 862 nt
Organism: Momordica charantia (bitter melon)
Lineage: Eukaryota; Viridiplantae; Streptophyta; Magnoliopsida; Cucurbitales; Cucurbitaceae
Gene: INO
Product: Plant-specific transcription factor YABBY family protein
Biological process (GO): multicellular organism development; cell fate commitment; polarity specification of adaxial/abaxial axis
Cellular component (GO): nucleus
Source: RefSeq, a predicted model, not a curated record